UUGAGGGUGUUGGUCUGUCUGUCUGUCUUGUUGAGGGUGUGGGUCAGUCUGUCCGUCUGUCUUGUUGAGGGUGUUGGUCUGUCUGUCUGUCUUGUUGAGGGUGUUGGUCUGUCUUGUUUAGGUGCUCAGCUGCUGUAGCCUGACUGCUGUGUCACCCUGAAGGUUUCACUCUGUCGAGAAAACACAGAGGGAGAGAGAUAGAGAGAGAGAGAGAGAGAGAGAGAGAGAGAGAGAGAGAGAGAGAGAGAGAGAGAGAGAGAGAGAGAGCGAGAGAGAGAGAGCAAGAGCGAGGAAGAACAAGUAAAGGAUUGGAAGAAGGAGGGUUGUAUGAGGAGGAGGGGAGAGGAAGAAAAAUAAAGUUUGAAUACAAACCUUCAUCCUUGCCUCUCCUCCCCUUCGCCCUCUCUCUCUCCCUCCCUCUCUCUCCCUCCUUCACUCUCUCCCACCCUCACCCCCUCCCUCCUUAGCUCUCUCUCUCCCUCACUAUAUAUACAUUGGUGUCUCAGUCUCUCUCUCUUUCCCCGCAUCCCGUUCAGCUUUGAGGAUGCAGACCAGAGUAUUUCCUUGUUGGUGGGGUAGAGAGGUGUAGAGGAACAGGAGGACAGCGUACGUUCUGUUGGAGGAACAGGGGGACAAUGUACGUUCUGUUAGAGGAACAGGAGGACAGCAUACGUUCUGUUAGAGGAACAGGAGGACAGCAUACGUUCUGUUAGAGGAACAGGAGGACAGCGUACGUUCUGUUAGAGGAACAGGGGGACAGCGUACGUUCUGUGACUCUGAAAACACUGUCGGCCAUGGAGUGGAGUGAGCUUGACUUGGUGCAGGAGUUCUCCCUGGAAGGACAAUGCAGCAAAAUUAAGGUCCGCUCCUGCAGGAUCACAUGGGACAGCCCGCAGGAACAGAGACUCAGGUAUCUUCAACAGCGAGGCAGAUCAAGCCAAGCACAGACUCAGUCAGAGGCAGAGAAGCUGCGAUGGCUGAAGGAGCGGGUGGACAGCCAGGAGGCCAAGCUGAAGGCCGUCCGCCUGGUCAGGGGCCAGAUGGACUACAGCCGGCUGAUCAACGGGAACCUCUUUGCAGAGAUAGAUCAUGUCAGCAGCCUGUUCCAGGAGAAGCAGGCGGAGUUGCAGUCGGCCGUUGUUAGAGUAGACCAGUUGACCCAGCAGUUGGAAGACCUCAGAAGAGGGCGUCUUCAACUGCAACCCACCAUGCCACAGCAAGGACCGCCCCCCAGCUCACAGGCGCCACCCAUUGGCUCAGAUAGAAUGCCCUCUUCCAUGGAGGGCCCGCUCACAGUUGGUCCUGCUGCUCUGGAACUACGAAAACUGUACCAAGAGCUACAGGCCCGCAACCGUCUCAAUUUGGAGCAGAGCAGCAGCCUGGAGCACAGCCAGGAGCUGCUGAACCAGAGGAACACCCAGGUCAGCCUCAUGGACCGACGCAUCGGAGACCUGAGGGAGAGGCUGGGCCAGAAGAGGGCAGAGUUGAGUCUUAUGAGUGGCGCCGGUCCCCCUACCCCUCCCCCCCGCCCAAGAGGGGGUACAGACAGUGUGUCAGGGCGUGUGGCUGCGGUCUGCCCCUACAUUCAGGUGCCUGCAGGUGGCAGAGCUGAGGCCGACCUCUCCCCGAAACACACGCCCUUCGGACAGGUCCGCUCCCACUCAGCUAACGACGCCUCCUGGCUGACCGAUAGUAAGAGUAUGUCUGACUGGAGGGCCGGGAGUCAGGAGCAGCUUUAUUGGCAUGAGAAAAAUACAUUUGCAUUGCCAAAGCAGCACCCCCCUGGGUACGGUACUUACCCCAGUGCGACCCACCAGGCCGCAGGGACCCCCAGCGCCACUAGCUCCUUGCCCCGUUCCGCCCCCGGCACCCUGGGCUGGUGUCGUUCGGAGGCGUCCAAGCCCUCGUCGUCUAGGUCACUGACGUCCUCCUCCUCCUUCUCCUCCUCACACCAAGAAGCACGGCCCACCGCCGCCACCGCGUCCACUCAGAGGAACGGAGGCUCCAGCAGUCCAGUGCAGACCUGCCCGCUGCCUCCCCAGUCCGACAGGCCCCCCCCUGCUGUGGCCGUGCGCCCCUACGUCCCGGACCCGCCCUCCAGGCCCCAGUCCCCGAGGAAGGGCCCGGCCACCAUGAUCAGCAGCUCCAUCUACAACAUGUAUCUGCAGGGACCCCAGACCAAGAACCAGGGCCCCCAGACCAAGAACUACGGCUCCCUCAACAACAGGACUGUCAGAUCAGUCUACGGUAAACCCCUCCUCCCCCCGUCCUCGGCCCCGCCCUCUCCAGUACCUUUGCAGCAGUCGGGUGGAGGAGGUUGCACGGGUGGGAAUGCAGACAGAGAGAUGCUGGGAGGUGGUGUAGAGGGACGGCUACACCUGCCCCCGAACGUGGACAGCAUCCCCCGACCUCUCAGCCCCUCCAAGCUCACACCAGUAGCCCACGCCCCACUGCGCUACCAGAACGAUGUUGACCUGGAGGUGCUGCGCCGUCGCCUUAGCAACGCCCCUCGGCCCCUGAAGAAGCGCAGCUCCAUCACAGAGCCCGAGGGCCCCCAGGGGCCACACAUCCAGAAGCUGCUGUACCAGAGGUUCAACACUCUGGCCGGGGGCAUCGACGGAGGGCCAGGCAACCCAUUCUACCAACCUGGCAGCCCCUUGCCAGAGACAGACAGCAUCCCCUCUGAGGAUGGACACACUGCUGUGGACGAGACGAGGCUCACCGUCCCUCUGGAGGGCGGGAGCCCUCACCUGUACCCAGAAACAGCCGGUGAGAUAGUGGCCUCGUCUAUGCCUCCAGGCGGCGUGGCCACGCCCCCGCAGACCAACCCCUCUCCGUCACCUCAAAGGCUAGAGGACAAGAGCAAUAACAAGAGACAGAGAGGUCCAUGCUCCAACCACAGCCCUGGAGGCCUAACGCCGUCCACCCCUCCGCCCCCAUCGCCCCGGACCACCGCCCCACCCAAGGUUAAACGCACCAACUUGAAGAAGUCCACGUCGGAGCGUACAGGCCACAGUCUGAGGGUGAAGUUCAACCCCCUGGCGCUUCUAUUGGAUGCAUCAUUGGAGGGAGAGUUCGACCUGGUCCAGAGAAUCAUAUAUGAGGUGGAGAACCCAAGCAUGCCCAAUGACGAGGGGAUAACACCGCUUCAUAACGCUGUCUGUGCUGGCCACCAUCACAUUGUCAAGUUCCUCCUGGAUUUUGGUGUAAACGUCAAUGCCGCUGACUCAGAUGGAUGGACACCGUUGCACUGCGCAGCCUCUUGUAACAGCGUACAGCUCUGUAAGAUGCUGGUGGAAUCUGGGGCAGCCAUCUUUGCUACCACCAUCAGUGAUGUCGAAACAGCAGCGGACAAAUGUGAAGAGAUGGAGGAGGGCUACACCCAGUGCUCCCAGUUCCUCUAUGGUGUGCAGGAGAAGCUCGGCGUGAUGAACAAGGGCUGUGCCUUCGCCCUCUGGGACGACAACGCCCAGCAGACCGAUGAGCUGGCCUUCAGCGAGGGGGAGGCCCUCACCGUCCUCCGGCGCUCUGACGACCUGGAGACCGAGUGGUGGUGGGCGCGGCUCAGCGACCGCCAGGGAUACGUGCCAAGGAAUCUCCUUGGGCUCUAUCCGAGGAUCAAGCCCAGACAGCGGUCCCUGGCGUAGCUCCUGGACCCCCUGCACUUUGAAUGAAUCUAGCACAGCAGGAGAGGCUUGGACCCUGGCAUGUUGGAGAGGGCCUCAAGUAGACAGUGUAGAAUGCUAAAACAGAAAGUCAAUGCCAUGAUGAAAAAAAUAAGUAAGGACAGAAUGAGAUGGAGGUAGGACAUUGUGAAAUUUUAUUUUGAUAACAGCUCGUGCUGUUUUCUGAUUGAGAACACUGACAGUCAGAUGCAAUGCCUAUAAUCUUGUCUAGUUGCACAGUUUCUUGCUCGAUGGCUCAAUCUGUUAAUUCAGUAACUUUCAACUUUCAUCCAAAGAAGCCCUGCAUGGCUUUUCAAGAAAACCACUUCUCCCGGUACUUAAGCUCCAUUUUAAUACCUAAAAAUGGAAGAAAAGUGAAAAAGCCUUUUAUUGUGGAGGGCAGUGGACUGGAUCAUGGUGAUAUUAUAUUGUCCACCCACUUCAAGUUCUAAUAGUUCAAAAGAAUGUGACUUGUCACUGUGAUACUGAAGAUUGACAGAGAAAAGAGAUGAGGGAGAGUGAUGAAUGUUCAUCACUCACAUUGAUUGUAAUUUCGGGUCUUUCCACUAGAGUUGAAUAAACCCUUUGGGGAGGAGUCAUAGAGCCAGGUAACGGUCAUAACAUUAACAGCUCCUUUUAUGUAUCACGUGUAGUAGACCAAACCAGACUAGAUCAAUCGUCUACCUGUGCCCUGGUACAUGUAGGACGGAAGACGCUCUGUGACCUCUGGGUCUCCUCUGACAGGAAGGAUUGACUUUGUCUUGGUAUUCUUUGGCAUCAUCGGAAUACUGACAGUUUCCGAUGCGGUAGAAAGCAGAGAAAGAAGAAAAGGAAAGGAAUAAAACGGCCUGAAUGCAAACCAUUUUAUGAUAUUUUUCCUUGAACAUUUUUGUAAAUGAAAGCCCUGCAGCUUUUACAGCAACAAUGUGUUGCUUGCACAGUUCUAAGCCCAAUCUAUUUGUAUAUGCUAUGCAUGUGUGUGGUGCAUCUUAUAGAGGUUUUUAGGCUCAUGUUCUUCCAGCUAGCGUGAGCGCUUUUUGGACAAACAUUGUGGCAUGUGCCAACAAAUCAAUCCUUUUCUCAUCUUUACUCAGAAGCAAGAAAGAGCACAGCUGUAUUAUCUAAGAGACUUUAUGGGCCCUCUGGAGAUGUUAAACUGAACCCCGCCACAAUGACCACCUUCCGUCAGCGGGACAACUAAACAGCCUACCUGCUGGGGUCCACGCAAUGAAAAGCCUAUGUUGAUAAUUAUAUGACUAUUUUAUAUCAAACUUCAAAAAAUAAUUAGAAUACUGUAGUAAGCACAGGGUCUAGACUCUAGAGUAAGGCCUACAGUAUACGCACUAUCCUGUAAGUACCAAUAAAACCCAUGUCAACUUUCA
Gadus morhua (Atlantic cod) is the source of this 5047-nucleotide messenger RNA. Its product is annotated as apoptosis-stimulating of p53 protein 1. Gene Ontology annotation, biological process: regulation of apoptotic process. The transcript is spliced from 21 exons. NCBI's taxonomy places the organism in Eukaryota, Metazoa, Chordata, Actinopteri, Gadiformes, Gadidae. The record is from RefSeq and is a predicted model, not a curated record. Gene Ontology annotation, molecular function: p53 binding. Gene Ontology annotation, cellular component: nucleus. Bases 795 to 3647 code for a protein of 950 amino acids.